Molecule: messenger RNA, 213 nt
Organism: Danaus chrysippus (African queen)
Lineage: Eukaryota; Metazoa; Arthropoda; Insecta; Lepidoptera; Nymphalidae
Source: the annotation of a GenBank genome assembly
AUGGCUACUCGUGGAGUGAUAGAGGAACAAUCCCAAUACACGGGGUGGCUGGAGCGAGGGUGGGCGAGGGCGAUGCGGACCAGCCGCGGAGAUAAAUCACGUACGGCCUGUGACGGACGUGAGAAUAUACUGGCUGGGGCGAUCGCACCCAAUAAUGCACGUGUGACGUGGACACUGAGACUUUUUGUUGCAUUGUGCAAUAUUCGCUAUUAG